Paraglomus occultum is the source of this 201-nucleotide messenger RNA. Lineage: Eukaryota; Fungi; Glomeromycota; Glomeromycetes; Paraglomerales; Paraglomeraceae. The record is from the annotation of a GenBank genome assembly.
AUGGCCAAGAGCAAGAACCAUACAAAUCACAAUCAAAAUCGCAAGGCUCAUCGUAAUGGUAUUAAAAAACCAAAGAGUUACCGAUAUCCAUCUCUCAAAGGGGUUGAUCCCAAAUUUCUUCGUAAUCAACGCUUUGCAAAGAAGGGUACCGUUGCUGCUCUGAAAGCUAAACGAGCUGCUAAGGCUGCAGAAGCCAAAUAG